This is a messenger RNA of Cladophialophora psammophila CBS 110553, 1776 nucleotides long. RefSeq names its product long-chain acyl-CoA synthetase. NCBI's taxonomy places the organism in Eukaryota, Fungi, Ascomycota, Eurotiomycetes, Chaetothyriales, Herpotrichiellaceae. The transcript has 5 exons. Gene Ontology annotation, biological process: fatty acid metabolic process. The record is from RefSeq and is a predicted model, not a curated record. The coding region runs from base 1 to 1776 and encodes 591 amino acids. Gene Ontology annotation, molecular function: medium-chain fatty acid-CoA ligase activity.
AUGUCUCUAGAAAGUGCCACCGAGACCACGUUAUUUCCAUCUCCCACGGUUCUGUCCCUUCUUCAUGGCAAUUCGGAGGUGCCAUUGUUAGAUUUUACUCUCGGCGAGCUGCUGGAUUUCCAGUGCAAGAGGUAUGGGAGUAAAGAAUGCUUGGUGGUGCCGUGGACAGGCGCCAGAUGGACAUACGGCCGUCUUAGGGAGGAAAGCAUUCGACUGGCGAAAGCCCUUGUUGCUCGAGGGCUACGCCCAGGGGAUCGAAUCGGUAUCAUGGCCGGAAACUGUGAGCAAUAUGUCUCGGUCUUCUUCGCCUGUAUGAAGCUGGGAUGUAUCCUGGUCAUUUUGAACAACACCUACACUGCAUCUGAAGCAAUGUAUGCACUGAAAUUCACAGAAUGCAGAAUACUGUUUGCGACUCCUCGAAUCGGUCAUCACGACAACGGGCAACUUCUUCGCCAAUUGAGAGAGAAGCCUGGUACGGUCGAGGAGAUUAUCAUUCUACAAGGUCCACCCAGUCACUUCACUCCCUACGCAACACUCCUAGAAACAGGAGCAGUCGGAUCCGAUGAGAUUCUCGAAGCAGCCUCGAAGGGAUUCAGCUGCCAUGCCGUUUGUAAUCUCCAGUUCACGAGUGGAACGACAGGAAACCCGAAAGCUGCAAUGCUGACACAUCACUCCUUGGUCAACAACAGCCGCUUCAUUGGCGACCGCAUGGCCUUGACGGAUCAGGACGUGCUGUGCUGUCCACCGCCGCUCUUCCAUUGCUUUGGCCUGGUCCUUGGCCUGCUAGCCAUUAUAACUCAUGGCGGAAAAGUGGUCUAUCCCGCCGAGACCUUUGACGCCGUUGCGUGCCUGAGAGCCAUCUCGGAGGAACGAUGUACUGCCCUUCACGGUGUCCCAGCAAUGUUCGAUUCCAUUUUCAGCCUCCCGCGCCCCGAGGACUUCGAUUGCUCAGCCUUGCGAACCGGGAUCAUAGCAGGGGCUCCCGUACCUCGCCACUUGAUGGAACUUAUGGUAAACGAACUCGGGAUGACCGAGUUCACCAGUAGUUAUGGCUUAACAGAAGCUUCACCAACGUGUUUCAACGCGUUCCACAACGACCCCACAGAUUUGAAGCUCACCACCGUGGGCCAAGUCAUGCCGCACGCCCAUGCAAAGAUCGUGGACCGACACGGAGGAAUCGUCCCAGUCGGUGAGCGCGGAGAACUCUGCAUCGCCGGGUACCAACUACAGCGAGGCUACUGGAGAAACGCGGACAAGACAAACGAGGUCAUGAUCCGUGACGGAGAUGGCGUGCUGUGGCUGCAUACCGGCGACGAAGCUGUCUUUCACAGGGACAAGACGUGCAGUAUUACGGGUCGGUUUAAGGAUAUCAUUAUCAGAGGUGGAGAAAAUAUCUAUCCCUUGGAGAUUGAAAGUCGUCUGGUCCAGCACGAGGCGAUUGACCGCGCCAUCGUCGUCGGCGUCAAGCACGCCAGAUACGGCGAAAUCGUAGCUGCAUUUCUGCAACGCAGCAGCUCGACUCCUGCAACAACCCCACGAGGAGGUAGUGUUGGAGGAGAAUAUACGACUCCGACUGCUCGUCGUCCCAGCGACGAAAACAUCCGUGAGUGGGUGAGACUGAAGCUUGGCCGACACAAGGCGCCGGCGCAUAUUUUCUGGCUGGGAGAAGAUGACAUUCCGGCCACCGUGCCGUUGACAGGGAGUGGAAAAGUGAGAAAGUUCGAGCUCGCGCAGCUGGCGGGACAGUUGGUGACUCAAGGGAGACCGAAAUUGUAG